This is a messenger RNA of Musa acuminata subsp. malaccensis (wild Malaysian banana), 1738 nucleotides long. Its product is annotated as ethylene-responsive transcription factor ERF022-like. Gene Ontology annotation, biological process: regulation of DNA-templated transcription. Gene Ontology annotation, molecular function: DNA-binding transcription factor activity; DNA binding. The record is from RefSeq and is a predicted model, not a curated record. NCBI's taxonomy places the organism in Eukaryota, Viridiplantae, Streptophyta, Magnoliopsida, Zingiberales, Musaceae.
AGCAAUCCGACAAACACUUCAUCCGCAAGCCAGAAUCCAGUUCAGCAGCAAACAUCAGACGAAGAAGAGGAGAAAGGAGUAGAGGAAUCCAGCUGUCUCGAGGGACGUUUUCUCCUCCUAAAACAAUGCCCGUCUCCAAUUAUUAAUUCGACCACGAGACGGGCCUUAUCCGUCGUGUACCUCCACUCCUGGUGCACUGCAUCUGAUAAAUCCAAGGAUACCCCCGCAAUCAUUUCUUUUGUUCCUUCUCUUACGUACGUUGGUGAAGAUCCCGUAUACCCACUGAGGUGCGCUCCACUGAGUCCUUCCAAUUGACAUCCGACUCGUAUGUUGUUUCUCGAUCAGAUUUUUUUGGCUUUGUGAAUGGACCGCAUUUGUCUCCGUGCGUCUCCUCACAUGUGUGCGAGUAAUCUCAUCCCGUUGCCUAUAUAUACUUGCAUAAACCAUUCCCCUAAUCUCAUGUUAUCGAGUCGUCAUCGUCGUCGUCAUCCGUCUACCUGGGCAAUCUCAACAGUUGAGUGUGCGAGCGAGCAUAAUAGAUAGAUAGAUACCAAUGGCGGAGAUGGGAGCAGAGGCGGCGGUGCAUUACCGAGGGGUGAGGAAGAGGAAGUGGGGGAAGUGGGUGUCGGAGAUCAGGGAGCCCGGGAAGAAGAGCAGGAUCUGGCUGGGGAGCUUCGAGUCAGCGGAGAUGGCGGCGGUGGCACACGACGUGGCGGCGCUGCGACUCAAGGGCCGCGACGCGCAGCUCAACUUCCCGGAGUCGGCGGAGCAGCUUCCGCGGCCCCGGAGCUCGGACCCCGAGGACAUACGUGCGGCGGCGCUGGAGGCGGCCGCGAGGCUCCGGUGCAGGACUGUUAGGGUAUCGGCGCCGGCGCUGGAGCGGCUGGGCAACGACGAGCUGGGGCUGGACUCGCCCAAGAUGUGGGUGGAGCUGGCGGAGGCGCUGCUGCUGAGCCCACCAGCUUGGAACCCUGAGGUGAGCGAGCCAGAGGAGUGGGAACACCAUGCGUCCUUGUGGGACCCUUUCCUGUAGACCAUCACAUUUAUCCCUCGAGAUAAUAACACCAUCAGCUGACGUCCUUCAGUGUACCAAAGGGUGUACGUAAUACGUAAAAAAGUACGUGAUUGUUGAUGCAAGAAUGCUUCAAGGUGAGAAAUAAUUGGAAGAGUACUCUGGCAGCUAUCGUUGCCGGUCUGCGGUUUGGGGUUGCGGAGUGAAGAGAGACGAGAGAGAGUACGUCCGGCACGUUAGGCUCUCUCUCUCUCUCUCUCUCUCUUUCUCAGUAUAGUACUGUUGUAGUCUAACAAUGUUUGCUGGAGAGAGGAACAAAUGUAAGAAACACCGUGCACAGUACGCGGAAAUGCUGAUUCAUAAUGCUCCCGUCUAAUGUGCUUGACUGUGAAUGGCGUGCAUCAGGGGAUUCAAACUAUAAAAGGAUGUGAACAAAAUUAUAAAGGCAUCAUCCCUCCAGGUUUAGACCAACGAAUGGUGAUCAGCUGCUCCACAAGGAGCUCGCAACAACAGAUAUUGAGCCUGCAAUUGGUCACUGCAGCUACUCAAACUUUGUUUCCCAGCAUCAUUAAUGCUAGAUCUUGUUUUAGGUGAAGAUGCACAGGGUGUUUCCCUCGGUCAAUGGGUCCAACGUAGGUCAAGACAACAUGGAUAUGGGACCUGCAAUGAAGAUAACGAAACAAGAAUACGAUUGUGGCCUCAUGACAUCUAUAUGUGGUAGGCACC